This is a messenger RNA of Cladocopium goreaui, 1597 nucleotides long. NCBI's taxonomy places the organism in Eukaryota, Dinophyceae, Suessiales, Symbiodiniaceae. The record is from the annotation of a GenBank genome assembly.
AUGAUCACCUUGGAGCCCGGCGAUGUGCCAUGUUACAUGCUGUUGGAGCAGCUGCAGGCCAUCAGCCAUCGGAAAGGACAUGAUUUCGGGGUUCCCCGGGUCAUUGGCAAGGCGGGCGCAAUCAUCAAAGAGUUGCGUCAGGCGUUGCAACGGUCGUACCACGUGGCCUUUGCCAAAUCCUCUGAACCCAGGGCCCUGCAGAGCGCAGUGCUGGGCUUGGUGCGUAACGCACGAGGACCCAUGGCGUUGAAGUCCUUGGGAGCCGAGGGUCAAGACGUUGCGUUCCUGGUCCCUGCAAAGUGUGAAGCCUACCUCCAAGACCAGUUGCUGGCUGAAACGAAAUGCUCCAUGCAGGUGGAGAUCAUCGAAGGCCUUCGGAAGCACCGCAAGGUGACCCUGCGAGCCGAAGAGACGCAUGAGCUGCAGGCGGUGGCCUGGCGUUUGCAGGAGAUGGGGGAGUUGCAGCUGCGGAUGUGUCAAGGUGCGCUUUUGACAGAGAGGGACUUCGAUUUGCAGGACACUGCUUGGGAUGAUGUCAUGGAGGCCUUUCGUUCCAAGCGUGUCAACAGAGCCCAGGCGGCCGAAGCUCCCGAAGCUGCCGUGCCGUUGGAGAAGCUUCCGACUUUGACAGCCAGCUCCGAUGUCGAAGCUGAGGCGCGGAAGGCGCGACAGCUGGAGCAAAGGGACUUGGAGGCGCAAAAAGAGAAAGAAAGGAAGAAGCAGUUGCGGGAGACAGCUGCAAGGGAACAGCAGGAGUGUCAAACCGCUGCCCGAGAAGCCAAGAUGUUUGCAGACAAGGCAAGAGAGCUACGCUUGCGCGCUGCCGAGGCCCAAAGCAUGGAGCAGCAGAGUUCUUGCUUGCAGGAGGCUGAGUGCUAUGAAGAGCAAGCACGCCAGGCGAAAGGCCGGUCGACUCGCGGCUAUGGUAUUGGACCCCGAGCACAACAGCAUGAGUACCAGGCUGCCGAGCCGACCGACGGUUCCGCGCUUUCCGCGGCACCUCCCUCGGGGGAGGAGCUGCGGCGGCAAGCGGAGCGCGAGGAGCAGAUUCGGCAGAGGAAGCUGCGAGAUCAGCAAGCGCGGGAGAAGGAACAACGAGAGCGCGUAGCUCUACAUCAAGCCUUUUCUGGAGCAUCCCGAACCCCGGCACAGCCGCCGCAGCCAGCGCCAGCGCAAGUGCCAGCGCAAGCGCCAGCGCAACCACCGCUUCCACCGGCCGAAGAGUGGCCACCCCCACAGCCCCAACGGCCUGCGGCGAGUCAAGGCCCGCCUGAGGCAGUGAACACGCGGCCUUCGAGGCCUUCGGCAGCGGUGAAGGCCACAAACCAUCAGCUGGACCCCGCGGUGCAUCCUUCACCAGCAGCUUUUUCUGGAGACGUGGCAGACGUGGCACUUCUGGUGAAAGCGCCUGAUUGGAAAGCUGCUGAGUACCUGGCCAGCAGUCGCCUGGGAAUAGGUCGACGAACCGGUACAAAGUUGUCGGUGGAUUCGUCCUUCGGCUUUCCACUGCUGCAAAUCCGCGGAACUCCAGUGGCGAAUGCCCUGGCGAGUUAUCUUGCCCAAGAAGCGCUGUGGAUGAAUGGCAGCUUCAAGUGAC